UACACUCACGCCGAUAUCUUCCGCCGUUAUGGCGUAUCCAAAACCAGAGGAUAUGAGUACGCCAAAGCGGAAACUGAGCGGAGGGAACGGAAUAUCCCUAAUCGACUCGAAACAAGAGGUCGACCGCCUAAAAUCACCGACGAAGAUAUCCAACGGAUGACCGAUAUCCUCGAGAGCGCUGACUGCGCCGAAGAACGAGCUAUUGAUUGGGAUACACUUGCGCUUGAGGCCGGACUCGAUGUUUCUAGCCGAACAAUUCGUCGGGCUAUGGAAAAGCAUGGAUACUUCAAAUGCGUCGCGUGUCGGAAGCCGUACUGCAACAAACAGCUGGCCGAGAUGCGAUUGAACCGCGCGAAGCUUUGGCUCGAUAAGUAUCCGACUCCGGAUCACUGGAAAUAUAUCAGAUUUAGCGACGAAGUCCAUUUCGGGAUGGGGCCUCAAGGGAAGCUCGUUAUUAUCCGGAAACGCGGCGAACGGUACUGUCCCAAGUGUAUCCAACGCGCGGAGGAACGGGACGACGCAGAGAAGCUCAAAGUCUACGCAUGGGCCGCGGUGGGCUACGACUUCAAGUCCCCCCUUACCUUUUACGAGAUACCGACGAAUAAAAACGGGAAGAUGACCCAGGACGUUUAUCCCAAGGAGAUACUCCAGAUGGAAGUUCAGGAAUGGGUCGACCGUGGAGAUUUCUUCGUUUUAGAGGAGGAUCAAGACUCAGGCCAUGCACCGCCGCGGUCACGGAAAAAAGGCAAUGCCGUACAACAAUGGAAAGAGCAAAAUGGCGUACAUUCGUACUUUAAUUGCGCAGGAUCGCCGGAUCUUGCGAUCAUCGAGGACUGUUGGCAACCGACGAAGCAAUACGUACGGAAAUAUCGCCAUUUCAAUCCCGAAGAGACUCGUGAAUUAGCGAUCGAGGCCUGGGGAGAGCUUAAACAGGAAUGGAUUAAUAAACGGGUACUUUCUAUGCCUGAUCGACUUCGAAAGGUGAUCGAGGCUGGUGGUCAACUGAUUGGUUAU
This is a messenger RNA of Eremomyces bilateralis CBS 781.70, 1014 nucleotides long. RefSeq lists its product as uncharacterized. The annotation marks the transcript as partial. Gene Ontology annotation, biological process: DNA integration; DNA transposition. NCBI's taxonomy places the organism in Eukaryota, Fungi, Ascomycota, Dothideomycetes, Eremomycetales, Eremomycetaceae. The transcript has a single exon. Gene Ontology annotation, molecular function: DNA binding. The record is from RefSeq and is a predicted model, not a curated record.